AUGUUAUUACGUUCUGUUGAUGUUCUUGACAUUUAUGUCGAACCAUUUAUACAUUCGGGUUUUCGUUUACCAAAUCAACCCUAUUCAUAUUAUUAUCGUUCACUUUUUUCAUUACAUAAUGAAACAUUAUCUGUAUGGAUUCAUUUACUUGGUGCAUUUGUUCUUAUUGGACAAAUCUUUCAACAUAUUUCUCAAUUAUCAAUUCAUUCCUAUCCAACAAUACUUUGUAUCUAUAUUAUUUAUAAUUGUAUUGGUGCAUGUAUUAUGCUUUUAUGUUCAGCUCAAGCACAUUUAUUACAUUCAAGAACAUUAGCUGAUCAUUUACGGUCAUUUUAUCUUGAUUAUUUUGGAAUUAAUUUUUAUGGUUUUACAUCUGGAAUUAUUCUUUAUAAAUUUUCACAUACAACAGAAUAUAAUAAUACAAAUGAAACGCUAUAUUAUAUUAUUUUAAGUCUUCUAUCAUUAUAUUCAUUAUCAAUAGCAUGUUUUUGUAAAACAUUUUAUUGUCGACCAUAUCCAUUUUCACAUAAAAUUUUACAAUGUUCGGGUGUUUUAGUUGUAUAUCUUUUUCAAAUAUGGCCAGUUUUACAAAAUCUUAUUUUAUCAAAUAGUAAACAGGAAAUAACCGAACAUGAACAAAAAGCUCUUGUUUGGCAUUUAUUACAAUUUAUUUCAUUUAUUUUAAGUGGUCUUAUUUUUGUUGGAAGAAUUCCUGAACGUUUUUGUCCUGGUGUAUUUGAUCUAUGUGGUCAAUCGCAUCAUGCCUUUCAUUUAACUAUUUUUCUUAUGGCUUAUUGUCAAGCAAAUGCUGUAUUUGAAGAUAUGUUGUCUUUGCCAUCAAAUAGUAUUCAAUAUAAUUUUAGUAAAGAUUUGUUUUUUACUCUUGGAGUUCUUAGUUUACAAUUAAUUACAGUUGCUUUAUGGUUUCGAAUAAGUCGACCUGCAAUUGAACGACGUUAUAAAAUACAUUUAAAAGAAUAA
Messenger RNA from Adineta steineri, 981 nucleotides. The record is from the annotation of a GenBank genome assembly. NCBI's taxonomy places the organism in Eukaryota, Metazoa, Rotifera, Eurotatoria, Adinetida, Adinetidae.